AUGAAGUGCUACGAAAAAUCUGCAUACGAAGAACUCUUAGAAGAGAUAAAAGAUGAGAUUCCUUUUUUCAAGAAAUACAAUGAAGAUUUCUUUUAUAAAAAUAAAAAAUUAAAAGACUUAAGUAAAAGAGAGAAUCAUCAUUUUGAUGAUAUUUAUAAAUUAUAUGAAGAAAAAAAUUAUAUAACAGAUUAUUGUAACUUAUUAGUUGACGAAAUAGAUAAUAGUUUUAAAAUUAUAGAAGAUAAUAAAUCUAUUCAUAAUAUAUGUAAAUAUUUUUUACAAAAUUUCGAUGAAAAUGUUACAAAUAAUUAUUAUGAUUUUAUAAAUGUGAAUUAUGUCUCUUCUAAAAAUAUAAGAGAUACUAUGAUAACAUAUCUAAAAAAUAAUGCCUCAACAAAUGUGCCUAAUAAGGACACCAAUCAUAAUAAAAGAAAAAUAACAAAAAAAAAGAUCAAAAAUAAGGAUAAUAUUAAUAAUAAUAAUAGUAAUAAUAAUAAUAGUAAUAAUAAUAGUAAUAAUAAUAGUAAUAAUAAUAGUAAUCUUAUUAAUCAUCAUAAUAGUAAUCUUAUUAGUAAUCAUAAUAGUAAUAUUUAUAUGUGUAAACAUAACUAUUCCUCAUAUUAUAAUUUCACCUUACAACGUGUAUCAAAAAUGUAUGACAAAAGAAAAAAAAAGAACUUAUAUAACAAAUACAUUAUAAAUGGGAUGGGGAAAAAAAUACAUAUAAAAAUUAAAAAGGAAAAAAAUUAUAUUGGCAAAAAAUUAAAAAAUAUUCAUAAGGACAAACAUAAUAUGAAACUACACAUAAGUAAUAUAAAAUAUGAAAAUAAACUCGAAAAAAAACAUUCUUUUGAAGAAGAAAUAAAAAAUAAUGAAGAUACAGGAUUUUGUGAUAUUUCUUUUAUACCUUUCAUAAAUGAUAAUUUUCAUAUUAAUUAUGGAGCUAUUAUGGAAAAUUUAAAUAGUCAAUAUUUUAAAUAUAUAUAUAUAAUUGAUAAUAUAAAAAAGAAUGAAAAAUAUCAACCAUCUUUUAAACUAAAAACUGUACAAAAUCAUUCUCAUCAAAAUAAAAAAAAUAAUAAUUUGAUAUAUACAAAUCUAGAAAAGCAAAAUGAUACUCAUACAAACAUUAAUAAUUAUUUACAAGAAUAUAAGUCAUCUGUUAAUGUAACGUCAAAUGAAAAUUUUAAAAUAAAUAAUGCAGCUAGCUAUAAUAGAUUAAUCAUAUUAGAUGACCAGUCAGGUAAAAAAAAACUUUUAGAAAAUGUGAGAAAAAAUUCGCUAGUUAAAGGAUGGAUAUAUAAAUUGGAUUUUGAACAGAAAUGUUUUUUUAUUAAAAUAUAUUCCAUAAAAAAUGAUAUAUAUGACGAUGAAAAAGUACAAUUUAUUAAAACAGAUAAUGAAAAAAAUGACAAUUUUAUAUAUGCAUGUUUACCAUUUGAAUUUAUAAAUAAAUACGAAUUUCUUCAAUGUUUAAAUAUUAAUGGACUUUCUACACAAAACUUUCAACAUCUUAUAGGUACAAAUAUAUGUGCGCAUAUAUUUCAUGAUUCAGAUUAUAUAAAUACACAUUUUCAAAAUAUUCUCAAUAAUUGUUAUGUUCAUUUUUUUAUUACAUUCAAUUCAAAAUAUUAUUAUAAAAAUGAAGCAGUCGGAUUUUCGUCAAAUGUGUUGACCAACAAUUUAAUAGUUUCCCGAAAAAAUAAUCAAAAUAAUGGUGAUAAUAAUGAUGCUAAUAAUUAUGAAUAUAAUGGUGCUAAUAAUGAGAAUAAUAAUGUUCAUCAUAAUGAUGAUAAUAAUAAUCAUUAUAACUAUAAUAUGGUUGACCUAUUCGAUAAUUUAUUAAAUAAUUUUAAAUCAUUGUUAUAUUCAUCCAAAAAAUUUUUUAAUAUAACAAAUCUCAAUUAUAAAAAAGAAUUCCUUCAAUUACAUCAUUCAAAUAUCUCGUCUCAUAUACAUUUCCAUUGCAGAAAUAUGUCCGAUCAACUAUAUGUAGGUAAUAUAAUUACACUUAAGCAAAAUCUUAUCUGGGCUAACGAAAAAUUUCUUGAGGCAUUCAAAAUUUAUAGAAACAAUAGUAAAUAUUUUGCUUUCCUAAAAAAUUUCUUUAAUUUUGAUUUCUCAUAUAUUCACAAUGGGAAAUAUGUAUAUGUCUAUGAGCAGAACAAUUUUGUAAUUGAAUAUGAUAAGACCAAUAAUAACAUGUUGAACAAUAUCAAAAAAUGUCAAAGGGAAAAAAAUGACACACACGGAACAGAUAAUGAUAAAACAACACAUAAUGAAUAUUAUAACUACUCUAAAGGAACCUACAGCAGUACCACGAAAAACGAAAGAGUAGAUGAAAAAUACUCUUCAUCAAAUACAGAUAGUUCUGUAAAUCCAAAGAAAAAAAAAAAAAAAAAAAUCGAUAAAAAUUAUAUUAACUAUUAUCAAAAAUUAAACCAUAAAGAAAAAUAUAUUUUUAAGAAUGUUAUCUUUCUAAAUCCAAAUUUGUACAAAAGUAAAUGGAUUUAUGAUUUUCUUAAUUGUAUUAAAUUAACUAUCAAUUUAAAUGAUCAACAUGUACUAGCCAAUUUUCUACUGAGUUUGGUACUCUUAGAAUUGAGUUGCUAUUCGGAAUCAUUCCUUUUCUUAUACAGAAUUUUUAAAAUUAAAAAAGCAUUCCUUGAAAGUUAUAAAUUAAAAAAAAUUAUCUUUAGUGUUUUCAUAAAACAGUUAAAAAAGUAUGUCAAAGGAAAUAUAUUAUGGAAUGUUAUAAUUAAUUUUCAAAAAUAUGAUUUGUUUAACAUGACAGAGCAAAAUUCGGAAGAAUAUUGCACAAAUAUAUUUAAAAGAAAUGUAAAUAUAAUUAAUACUUUUGAAAAUAUGUGA
Molecule: messenger RNA, 2871 nt
Organism: Plasmodium falciparum 3D7
Lineage: Eukaryota; Apicomplexa; Aconoidasida; Haemosporida; Plasmodiidae
Source: RefSeq, a predicted model, not a curated record